Messenger RNA from Oryctolagus cuniculus (rabbit), 4704 nucleotides. Lineage: Eukaryota; Metazoa; Chordata; Mammalia; Lagomorpha; Leporidae. The record is from RefSeq and is a predicted model, not a curated record.
GGGUAGCGCGAGGGUGCCAGUUUCCUGGGCUACAUGGUGGUGGACGGAGUCUUAGGGCCGCUUGCAAGAUGUUCUGAGUCGGGGGCUGGACGCUGCGCGUGGCGGUUUCCCGAGACGUAGUCUCGGGACCGCCAUGGCCAGCGUCCACGAAAGCCUCUACUUCAAUCCAAUGAUGACCAACGGGGUGGUGCACGCGAACGUGUUCGGCAUCAAGGACUGGGUGACGCCAUAUAAGAUCGCCGUGCUGGUGCUGUUGAACGAGAUGGGGCGCACGGGCGAGGGCGCCGUGAGCCUCAUGGAGCGGCGGAGGCUCAACCAGCUGCUCCUGCCGCUGCUGCAGGGCCCAGAUAUCACGCUGUCAAAACUGUACAAGUUGAUUGAAGACUCUUGUCCUCAGCUGGCAAAUUCAGUACAGAUCAGAAUCAAACUGAUGGCUGAAGGCGAAUUGAAGGAUAUGGAGCAAUUUUUUGAUGACCUUUCAGAUUCUUUUUCUGGAACUGAGCCAGAGGUUCACAAAACAAGUGUAGUAGGUUUGUUUCUGCGUCACAUGAUCCUGGCCUACAGUAAGCUUUCUUUCAGCCAAGUGUUUAAACUGUACACUGCCCUUCAACAGUAUUUCCAAAGUGGUGAGAAAAAAACCGUGGAGGAUGCUGAUAUGGAACUGACCGGUAGAGAAGACGGAGAAAGAAAAAUGGAAAAAGAAGACCUGGACGUCUCUGUGAGAGAAGAGGAAGUAUCUUGCAGUGGGCCUCUAUCCCAAAAGCAAGCAGAGUUUUUUCUUUCUCAGCAGGCUUCUUUAUUAAAGAAUGAUGAAACUAAAGCCCUUACUCCAGCUUCCCUGCAGAAGGAAUUGAACAACUUGUUGAAAUUUAAUCCGGAUUUUGCUGAAGCGCACUACCUCAGCUACUUGAACAACCUCCGCGUCCAGGAUGUUUUCAGUUCGACACACAGCCUGCUGCAUUAUUUUGACCGCCUGAUACUCACUGGAGCCGAGGGCAAAAGCAACGGGGAAGAGGGCUACGGGCGGAGCCUGCGAUACGCCGCCCUGAACCUGGCUGCCCUCCACUGCCGCUUCGGUCACUAUCAACAGGCAGAGCUCGCCCUGCAGGAGGCAAUUAGGAUUGCCCAGGAGUCCAACGAUCACGUGUGUCUCCAGCACUGUUUGAGCUGGCUUUAUGUGCUGGGGCAGAAGAGAGCCGAUAGCUAUGUCCUGCUGGAGCACUCGGUGAAGAAAGCAGUGCAUUUUGGGUUACCGUACCUCGCCUCCCUGGGAAUACAGUCCCUUGUUCAACAGAGAGCUUUUGCUGGGAAGACGGCCAACAAGCUGAUGGACGCCCUCAAGGACUCCGACCUCCUGCACUGGAAGCACAGCCUGUCGGAGCUCAUCGACAUCAGCAUAGCCCAGAAAACGGCCAUCUGGAGGCUGUACGGGCGCAGCACCAUGGCGCUGCAGCAAGCCCAGAUGUUGCUGAGCAUGAACAGCCUGGAGUCGGUGCAUUCGGGCGUGCAGCAGAACAACACAGAGUCGUUUGCCGUCGCACUCUGCCACCUUGCAGAGCUACACGCGGAGCAGGGCUGUUUUGCUGCAGCUGCUGAAGUGUUGAAGCACCUGAAGGAGCGAUUUCCGCCCAACAGUCAGCACGCCCAGUUAUGGAUGCUGUGUGAUCAGAAAAUACAGUUUGACAGAGCGAUGAAUGAUGGCAAAUACCAUUUGGCUGAUUCACUAGUUACAGGAAUCACAGCUCUUAACAGCAUGGAGGGUGUGUAUAGAAAAGCAGUUGUACUACAGGCUCAGAACCAGAUGUCAGAGGCACACAAGCUUUUACAAAAAUUGCUGAGUCAUUGUGAGAAACUGAAGAACACAGAAAUGGUGAUUAGCGUCCUGCUGUCGGUGGCAGAGCUGUACUGGCGAUCUUCCUGCCCUACCAUCGCGAUGCCCGUGCUCCUGCACGCUCUGGCCCUCUCCAAGGAGUACCGCUUACAGUACUUGGCCUCGGAAACGGUGCUGAACUUGGCUUUUGCCCAGAUGUAUCCUGAGACAAAUGAAGAGCUUCCUCCUCUGUGCCCCACCAACCUCUCCUUUUAUGAUGUUGUUUAUGGUUGGGACUAAUGGACCCAUUAAUCUCCCUGCUGGUUGAAGGGGAAACUUCUCGAGGCCUUUUUUUGGUCAGCAUUUUUCUGCUGUCCUGUUGAACAGGAAAGAAUCCGGUGAAUGAAGGAGACGGAUGUGAUUAAUUCUGCUGUGUGUGUCUGGAUAGUCGUGGUCUGGGAGGUGGAAUGUGGCAGCAAAUGUGGGGUAACGCUGCGCGCGUCAGAAAGGGAGGGAGAAGCCGUACAGGAGACGGUGACGCCGUCUGUUCAGGUUUUCUUUAAAUGCAAGACUCAGAGGAGGCCGGCAUUGUGGUGCGGCAGGUUAAGCCGCUAUUUGGGAUGUCGACAUCCCAUGUCUGAGCCCCGGUUUGAGUCUCCACUGCUCUGCUUCUGAUUCAGUUCCCUCCUAGUGUGCUGGGAGGCCCCAGAUGGUGCCCAAGUCCUUCAGCCCCUGCUGCCCACGUGGGAGACUGGGAUGAAGCUCCCGGCUCCGGCUUCUGCCUGCAGUUCCAGCUCUGGGUGUUGUGGCAAUUUGGGGAGUGAACCAGCAGAUAGAAGAUCUCUCUCUCUGCCACUCUGCCUUUCAAAUUAAAUAAAUAAUAAUCUUCUAAAAAUGCUUUUUUUAAAAAAGAUAAGACUCAGAGGAUCUGUUUACUUAUGUCCUUGGUAAAACAAGAUCUACUUGCCUGAAGUUGGGUUUUGUGAUGUUCUUGGAGGAGAAAACGCAAACACCAAAGCUAAUUCGCAUGUUCCUAUCUAAGGAAGUGACUUUUUUGAGUGGGCGGACUCCUCUUCUACAAGGGGCCCAGCGUCAGUGACAGGCAUGCGUAGUAUUCCCUGUUUGUUUUUUUUUUGUUUGUUUGUUUGUUUUUGUUUUUGUUUUUGUUUUUUGACAGGCAGAGUGGACAGUGAGAGAGAGAGAGACAGAGAGAAAGGUCUUCCUUUGCCGUUGGCUCACCCUCCAAUGGCCGCCGCGGCCGGCGUGCUGCGGCUGGCGCACCACGCUGAUCCGAUGGCAGGAGCCAGGGACUUAUCCUGGUCUCCCAUGGGGUGCAGGACCCAAGCACUUGGGCCAUCCUCCACUGCACUCCCUGGCCACAGCAGAGGGCUGGCCUGGAAGAGGGGCAACCGGGACAGAAUCCGGCGCCCCGACCGGGACUAGAACCCGGUGUGCCGGCGCCGCAAGGCGGAGGAUUAGCCUAUGAGCUGCGGCGCUGGCCCUGCUUUGUUGAUUCAUGUUAAAAGCGCACAUAAAUUGAUGGUGUUAUUAGCACUGUGCUAAAUAUUUUAAUAUAUAUUACUAAUUAUACUAUGAUUAUUAAUUACAUUAAUAUACCAUAUAUGACAAUAUAUGAUUUAUAAUUCUAUAAAUUUAUAAUUACUAAACUUACAUAAUUUUAUAAUAUUAAUGUAUGUCAUAUAUUGUAUAUAUUGUUAACCUUGCUGUGCUAAAUCUGAGCUAAUAUUUUACACACAUUAUUGUACUUUUACACCUCAGGGGCGGGCGCAUGGUGCAGUGUUAACUUGCUGCUUGGGGUGCCCAAAUCCCAUUUUCAAGUGCCUGGGUCAAGUCCUGGUUACUCUGCUUCCAGCCCAGUUUCCUGCCUCCCUGGGAGGCAGUAGGUGAGGGUCCCUGCCACCAUGUGGGAGAUCCUGAUGGAGUUCUGAGCUUCUGGCUUUGGCCUGGCCCAGCUUCUGCUGUUGCAGAGGCACUUUGGGAGUGAACCAGCAGAGGGAAGAUCUCUAUCUCUCUGCCUUUCAAAAAAAGAAGAUUAAAAGGAAAGUGAGGAGAAAGCAGCCCCCUGCCUCGCGUGGAGCUAGAACUCUUGUCCCUCCCUGACAGCUGGUGAAACCAAAGUGGGAGAGAUCAGGUCACCUGCUGUGCCCACAGCUGCUACCUGGUGACACUGGGAUCUGAGCCGAGUGUUGGACUCCAAAGUUAGCACUUUGACCCACAGUGAUGAGAGUAUGCAGGUGCCAGAGCAGACUCCGGGAUUGACAGCAGCAUUCAGGAAACUUCCAGAAAGAAGUGACUCUCGGGUUACUUAACUGGCAUUUAAAGAUAGAUGCGGUUUUUUGUUUUGUUUUGUUUUGUUUUUGUUUUUAAAGGCAGAGUAACAGGAAGAGAGAGAGAGAUUGCGCUUCCAUUUGUAGGUUCAAUCUUCAAAUGCCCAUAACAGCCAGGGCUGGGCCGGGCCACAGCCAGCAGGUAGGAACCGAAGCACUUGAUCACCAGCUGCUGCCUCCCAGAGGAGCCGGGAGUUGAGCCAGCACUCUGACACGGGAUGUGGGCCCACCACGCCUGGCCCUUUAAUUGCAUAUCUUGAGUUGCUGACUGUGUAGCUGCAGUGUUCUGCCAUAGGCACUUUAGUAACAUGAUGUAAACAUGCAGAAUUAUACAUUACUACAAAUAGGAGAAGGCACCUUAAUAAAGCAGGGCUGCCUACGGGCCAAAUCUGGCACAUCACCUGGUUUUUUUUUCAUGGCCUGCUAGCUAAUAGUGGCUUUCAUGUUUUAAAAAGUUUUUGGUUGAAAAACCAAAAAUACUUUGUGACAUGUGGAAAUUAAAUGAAACAACUUUCAGUGUCUGAGAAUAAAGUUUUAUUGAAACAC